AUGUCGAGACCAACUUCGAGAACAAGUUUACAUCUUGAGCCACCACCGAAGAGUGUCGAAUUGUUCGAUCCUGGUGCACACGAACUAUCAUCAGAUGGCGAAGACGAAUACUUCUCGGACGCAUCAGAAGGUCGAAAGAGGUUCUCAAGACCAGUUACUCCUGCCUCUCCCAUUCCAAAGACUCGCUUGGAGAAGGUCGACGAUGACCCCAGCUAUGGCGAGGUUCCUGGAACACCGGCAUAUGAAAAACGGAUACAAGAUGCGGUGCCUGAUGAGGUGGAGAUAAUCCCCGAAGGUCGCCUAAGUAAACGUUCCUCCCAACUCCUCGAACCUCCAACCACUCCUGGCGGCAGUGUCAUCCCCCGUACCGUGGUAGAAAAAGUCGACCCCGAGUCUCCAAGUUAUGGCGAAGUCCCCGGAACUUCGGCCUAUCUGCAGAGACAGAUGGAUUCGGCUCCCGAUGUUAUCCUCAAGAGCCCUAAACCGGGGGAGAGAUCGAGCUAUUCGGAGGACGAUACUACAAGUAGACCAAGAUCUACCUCAAAUAUCUCCAUUCCGGAGACGGUUAUUACACGAGCUGAUACCGUUCCAACUCUGGGUGACGCACGGGCUACCGAAUUACGCAAGAAACCGGUGUUAGAUGCGGCGGCGGAAAUUUCAGAAAGCAAAAGUCAGGGAGCAGGGUCACCCAAACUCGACAGAUCCAUGAGAAGCUCGAGACGCAGAUCGACCCUUCAGAACGAUAAUGAUGGGAAUGAUGAUGAUAACGACGGCAAUGAAUUUGGAGACGAUUUCGAUAACUUUGAGGAAGGCGCCCAGACUGGAGCUGAUGAUGACUUUGGGGACUUCGAUGAAGGAUUCCAGAAACCUGAAGCUGAAGCUGAAACUGUGGACCCACCGCCUGUAUCUACCUCUCAAAACAAUUCCAUUCCCGCCGAGCCCUUCCCCCUGAUAAACUUCGAUGCCUUGACAUCUCUACCCGAUCUUCUCACCGCCACACAAAUCCAUCUCGACGCCAUGUUCCCAUCGUCUACAGCUGAAAAGAUUUCCUCGAUUCCACAGGAAGAACCCAUCCCAGACUCUUCCCCCAUCUUUCCAUCCGACCGGUCACGGUCAUUAUGGAAACAACUCAUUACACCACCCCCCCUUCAACCACCUAAUUGGACUCAGUCCCGGAUUCGACGUCUCUUUCUGGUCAGCCUCGGCGUUCCCGUCGAUUUAGACGAGAUUCUCCCUCCAUCAAAACAGAAGAAACUAGUCCUUCCAGACAUCAACUUGGAACCGUCGCCUCGGAAAUCGGAAUCCGACAAGAUGCUGGGAUCGGUUGCGCGGUUAAAGGCACAAGCGGCUAACGACUCAACAGGCUCAGUUGACAGCAACCAGUCGGGUGCAAAGGAACGGGUCAGUCGGUCCAAACGACCCAGAGGUCCUCCGCCUCCUCCAGAACUAGAUUUGGCGGCUGUGAAGCGACUCUGUGCGACGACAGACGAGAAACUAGAUGGCUUCACGGACGAGGAGCUUCAGGAGCACGUCAAGGAGUUGAAAGUCGUCACGGAGAAGACGUCAGAAUUGUUGGAAUACUGGCUCAAAAGACGGGAUGGGCUGCGGAAGGAAAAGGAGGCAUUUGAGGGUGUCAUUGAGAAUCUUGUCAGGCAUGCGCGGAGGGUGAGGAAGUGA
This is a messenger RNA of Rhinocladiella mackenziei CBS 650.93, 1677 nucleotides long. RefSeq lists its product as uncharacterized. The transcript is spliced from 4 exons. Lineage: Eukaryota; Fungi; Ascomycota; Eurotiomycetes; Chaetothyriales; Herpotrichiellaceae. The coding region runs from base 1 to 1677 and encodes 558 amino acids. The record is from RefSeq and is a predicted model, not a curated record.